This is a messenger RNA of Tachysurus fulvidraco (yellow catfish), 2602 nucleotides long. Its product is annotated as guanine nucleotide-binding protein G(q) subunit alpha-like. NCBI's taxonomy places the organism in Eukaryota, Metazoa, Chordata, Actinopteri, Siluriformes, Bagridae. Gene Ontology annotation, biological process: phospholipase C-activating dopamine receptor signaling pathway; action potential; adenylate cyclase-modulating G protein-coupled receptor signaling pathway. Gene Ontology annotation, cellular component: heterotrimeric G-protein complex. Gene Ontology annotation, molecular function: G protein-coupled receptor binding; GTPase activity; GTPase activator activity. Bases 299 to 1378 code for a protein of 359 amino acids. The record is from RefSeq and is a predicted model, not a curated record. The transcript has 8 exons.
GGGAGGGAUGUAGCCUAUAACACAAGUACACAUGGAAGAACCGAAAGCACAUCGACUGGAAUUUACCGGAUUUCGGAUGAACAGAAACAGUUUAAUUGAUUAAUUCCAGCUUACGGAUUUGUUUGAAGUUGUUGUUGGUGUUUUUUCGGUUGUUGCUUGGACGUGUUUUUGCGGCGGAUUUUCCUGUAACAGAACUGUUCCAGUCUGGUGAUCAAGGGAAUUGUGAAUAGUGAAACUCCGCCAUAUUCAGCUGUUUACCACGCCCAGAGGGAGAGGGAGAGGGAGUGAGUGAGUAAACAUGACUUUGGACUCUAUAAUGGCGUGUUGCCUCAGCGAAGAGGCGAAAGAAGCGAGGAGGAUCAACGACGAGAUAGACAGGCAGCUCCGCCGGGACAAGAAGGACUCACGCCGCGAGCUCAAGCUCCUGCUGCUUGGGACGGGCGAGAGCGGCAAGAGCACCUUCAUCAAGCAGAUGAGGAUCAUUCACGGUUCGGGCUACUCCGAGGACGACAGGAAAAGUUUCACCAAGCUUGUCUACCAGAACAUAUUCACGUCCGUUCAAGCCAUGAUCCGAGCCAUGGACACCCUCCAGAUUCCCUACAAAUAUGAACAGAACAAGGCCAAUGCAAAUACUGUUCGCGAAGUGGACGUAGAGAAAGUGACAUCGCUUAUAAACCCGUACGUAGAUGCCAUUAAGAGUUUAUGGAAGGACUCGGGAAUCCAGGAGUGCUACGAUCGAAGGAGAGAAUACCAGCUCUCUGAUUCCACCAAAUACUACCUGAAUUCGCUGGAUCGGAUUGCUGGCUCGUCCUACGUGCCCACGCAGCAGGAUGUGCUGAGGGUCAGAGUUCCCACCACGGGUAUCAUCGAGUACCCCUUUGACCUGCAGAGCGUCAUAUUCAGGAUGGUGGAUGUGGGCGGCCAGCGGUCAGAGAGACGCAAGUGGAUCCACUGCUUUGAAAACGUCACCUCCAUCAUGUUUCUGGUGGCACUGAGCGAAUACGACCAAGUCCUGGUUGAAUCCGAUAACGAGAAUCGCAUGGAGGAAAGCAAAGCGCUGUUUAGGACGAUCAUAACGUAUCCCUGGUUUCAGAAUUCUUCAGUCAUUUUAUUUUUGAACAAGAAUGACCUGCUGGAGGAGAAAAUCAUGUUUUCACAUCUCGUAGAUUACUUUCCCGAGUAUGAUGGCCCCCAGAGAGACGCUCAGGCAGGGAAGGAGUUCAUCCUGAAGAUGUUCGUCGACCUGAAUCCCGACAGUGACAAAAUCAUCUACUCUCACUUUACUUGCGCGACAGAUACGGAAAACAUUCGCUUCGUCUUCGCCGCCGUCAAGGACACCAUCUUGCAGCUCAACCUGAAGGAGUACAAUCUGGUGUAGACAGACAAACCGAAACGCCUCUCCGGCUUGGGCUUAAGCUUAAAAUGACGCUUAGAAGGCGUCCAGGGCGACGUCAAUUCUUUUUUUUUUUCUUUCUUCUCCCCGUCACAGGCAAAGUUGGAGACUGAUUUACCGUUUUGUCUUUGAACGAUAAUAUCACCGAAUACAAACUGCUCACUACUGCGUAAUUUAUUUGCACCUUGGAGCUUGUUCACAGCGUCCAUCUUGUAUUAUUUCAUUUUAAAGAGAAACGACGCUAAUGAGUUUUCCGAGCUUUGUGCCACAACGAAGAAGAGCCACUGAGGAGUUUUCUGGUUUCAUCCCGAAAACGCUUCACACUCUGAGUAUUAAUAAUGUACACACCUGGUUACUUACUCAGUGAGACGGAAACGUCGUGCGCGUUUUUACUCUAAAAGACGCUGUUCGUCGUCUUUAUGAUGAUUAACAGUGAAUGGUUAAGAGUCGAGUGCUAGUAUGUUACAAACGCCGCACUUUUUGCUAUUCAAUAUGCUUCUGAUAUAUUGCCAAAGGAAUAUACGCUCCACUAACGUUCGCCAUCACUCUGUUUGUUUACGAACGUUUUUUUUAAACACACAAUCUGUUUUUUUUUUUGUUUUUUUGUUUUCCCCCCAAAUGUCUAACUCCACAACUUUAGUGCUCGCUCUAGAACUGUGUGUCAUCGGUAUACCGUCGGUAUUUCAGCCGUUCAUCCGUUUCGCUCGCUGCCUCUAUCGAAGGUCCUAUUUUUUUUUAUUUAUUUAGAAAGUUUUGGCACCCCAUUCACACUUCAGUAUAUUUUUUCUUCAAUGAUGAAUUCAGGAUAUGCAAUCAGUGUUAAAAAGGAGGCCAGUGUAACGAACGACGGUGGGUCUCUCCGGUCGCCUUCUUCCAAAAUUACAGACAGCACGCCCGUGAAUUAGGACAAAAUCCAUCAUCAUCAUCAUCAUCAUCAUUAAAGUUUUUUUUCAUUAAAGAUUAUUUCAUCCUUAAUGGAUCCUUAUAAGCAUUCACAUAUGAAGGGCUGCUGUUGUCAAAAAGAAAUUUGUUUUGUUAACGAUCUGUGAUGUUCUUGAAAUGUUCGCAAUGUUCUGGAAAAGGAUCCAUAAUGAACUCCUUGUCGUCGUCCAAUGCCCCCCCCCCCCCCCAUGGGCUGUUUAUGUUACUUUGCUGUUUAAACCAUUCCUAAAAUGACUCAAAUUAAACUUCACUUGCUUGCAAUCCCUA